Desarmillaria tabescens is the source of this 1924-nucleotide messenger RNA. RefSeq lists its product as uncharacterized. The record is from RefSeq and is a predicted model, not a curated record. Lineage: Eukaryota; Fungi; Basidiomycota; Agaricomycetes; Agaricales; Physalacriaceae. The coding region runs from base 74 to 1831 and encodes 585 amino acids. The transcript has a single exon.
UCCCGUUUCUAACUUGUAUGAUGGACGAUGGACUUAUCAUGACAUUCAUCUCGUCGCACAGUCCCAAAUAAUCAUGCAUACCACUUCGAUAUGGACGCCGUGCUCUGGAUGCCCAUGCCCAAACCAUCACUUGCCAUCUUGCACCUUCCCCGUCGAACCAUCUCUCUCAGAUGAUCCCCAGUGGACACACCUCACGCGUUCGAACAACCCGCCUUCACAGUAUGAAGAGUUCGUACUGUCUGGCAUGAUAGCGGCAUACGAUCAACAGAUUCAAAACAUUGACACGGAGAAGUCCAAUCUCGAAGCCUUUUCCCUCUCCCUGAAGGCCCAGAUUAUCGCUGUUUCCCAAAGGAUGGAUGCGCUGUGCCAGGAGCGCGCACGAGUCACAGAGGCAGUCCGCGAAAGGCAGAAUAUACUUAGUCCUGUCCGGCGCCUCCCUUCAGAGAUACUCAAUCAUAUCUUUCUUAAUACCAUCGAUUUCCCAGUGCCGAUGACGCAGAUCAUGCAGAAGGAUGAGGAGGACACCCGGGCCGAGCUGUACAAUUGGGAAUUUACACCCACAGAAAGCCCCUUGUGGUCAAUUACGGAAGUUUCUAAAAAGUGGAGGAGCACGUCUCUUUCAUCCCCGAGACUCUGGUCUUACGUCAAUAUCAUAAUCUCGGAUUCAAAUUUCAACGGCCAUUCUUAUGUUCGACAACUUGGUCUACAGUUGGACCGCUCAGCAAGAUAUCCCUUGUCAAUUUUGAUAUGCCAUAUAGUGGAGGAAUUUUCCCCAAUGGAUCUCCCUCCUCAGUUGGUGGGUAUCCUGUUUUCGUUUUCCAGUUGCAUUCGAGAGCUCCAUCUCUACGUUACCGCACACAUAUUCUCGCAAAUAAGCGACAUGCGGUUAUCCUUACCAUCUUUGGAAUAUUUGGUCGUCCUUCGUCAGGAUGGAGGGAUCCUGGGAACAAUCGACCGCUCGCGUCUGUUCUCAUCCACUCCGAAAUUACAAUUUCUCGAGGUUAUAGAUUGGGAAGGCAGCCUCGAGCUUCCUUGCAACCAAGUAAAGAAGUAUCGCAGCGACCAUGCUAGGUGCAUAGAACGUCAUUCCCCUUUCCCUCUUUCCGGUCCUAAGGUGCAUCAUCAUUUGAAUGCUCUUAGAAAGUUUCAACAGGUGGAGGAAUGCACUCUAAGAUUGAGUGGUGUAUCAGAUACGCUGGAUUUGGGGGGCGAUGUUUAUCCUCUCAUCUGUCCGCAGCUGCGUGUGUUGAAUCUCUCCUCUUGGAGCAUUGAUCGUACUUCAUCCGCCUUUCAACAAGUCGCUGAUAGACUUGUCUUGCCAAGACUGUCCAUUCUGAAGGUUGCAUGCUCCCAAAAGGACAAUUAUGAAGGACAGGAGGUUUUCUCCUCAAUAUGCUGUCUUCUCCAACGUUCGCAAUCCCCAAUUACCGUACUGCACUUCGAUCAUGGCCAAGUCCUCACUGAAGAUUUACUACAACUCUUCUGUUCAACACCCACUCUUGAAGACUUGCGCCUAACACGCCUGGGCGACACUGUCGUCACCAAGGCGGUCAUGGCAAAGCUCACUGUGGUUCGUACUUCGGAGUUGGUUCUGCCUCGCUUACGCACUCUGUAUAUACCUGUUGGAAGUUUCAAAGUUACAGACCUUGUCCGUAUGGUCCAGUCUCGUAGAAGUGGUGGGAAUUCUUGCCGAGUUACCCGUUUACAAACUCUUAGAUUGUGUGGUAAUUUCCGAGGCCAGUGUCUUCGCUUUGAUGCUUUAAUCUCUCGGUGCCUCAAGCAAUACUAUGCUGAAGGAUUCUCUUUCGGUGUUUGUCGCACUGUUGUAUAGUUUCCGGUAGUAGUAUGUACACUUGUGCUUCGAAAGCAAAAUAUAUUCUUGCUCUAGAAAUAAUACAUUGUCUUCCUUCCAUCGCUGCACUAG